This is a messenger RNA of Halichondria panicea, 1223 nucleotides long. RefSeq lists its product as uncharacterized. The record is from RefSeq and is a predicted model, not a curated record. NCBI's taxonomy places the organism in Eukaryota, Metazoa, Porifera, Demospongiae, Suberitida, Halichondriidae. The transcript has 2 exons. Bases 234 to 1115 code for a protein of 293 amino acids.
AAUCAACAGUAAAGACAAUUUUUAUCACUAGCUUUUUUCGAGAGCUUUUUUAGCUUUCCACUGUAUGUACUGUAAGAGUUUAGAAGCUUUUUUACCAUCGAUAAGACUAUUUUCAAGACAAGAACUAAUCAAGACACUCGCAGAUGCUGUGAGGGCGUUUUAAACCCAUCAACAAACCGUACCGUACCGGCAAACCUUUUAUAAAUAUCAAGUCAAAUCAACACACAGCAACCAUGUAUUCAAGUACUACUCUACUCCUUAUAUCCCUGUGUCUACUGUCAGCGCAAGCCUCGCACUUCCCUGACCUCUUUGCAGCGCUGGACACACUACUCUGUCAAAAUGUAGAGAAAAGGCAAUCGACAAUAAUCGAUAUCAAGCAGUCCAUUACUCUCGGGGCUGAACUAUUAGACGGCCAAUGGAUGGACACUAUGGACUCCUGUGUAGCCGAGUGUUGUGGAAUAGAUAAAUGUGAUUUCGCACUUUUCAAGAACGAUGGUUCAUCUACUAGUGGAAAGAAUUGCUAUUUCGUUAGCUGUGGCGAUUCUGAGUCUAAUUGUAUUGUGGUACCAAAUAGUGGGUUCACGAGUGCCGUGAUUAGAGGCAGGAAAGGAGGAAAAGAAGGACAAAAGAAUGGCUCUCCAUUGACCACACCCCCUCCCACCUCCACCCACGCUGUCACAACCGUCACACCCUCACAGUCCACACCCACACAUCCAACCCCUACAACUAGCAAACUGCCCCAGUCCGAUACCACCUCGACUCCCGUAUCAACUCCCGUGUCCCAUGCAGAAUCAUCCGCCAGCACAACAUCGAAACCAAACGAUCAAAAUACGGAUCACAACUUAAUCACUGAAAAUUCCGAAUCAAGCAAAUCAAAAAUUGAUUCUAAUUCGAAAGCUCCUGAAACUAACGCAGUCGCCAACGGGAAACAACCUGUUAACCCUGUUCCCACUGAAAAUGGUGGCUCUGGAAUGAUAGCAGUGAUAAUAGUGGGUGUGGUCUGCUUUGCCAUCGUGGUGAUUGUGGUUGGCGUGCUGGCUCAGAAGGUUUGGAGCGAUCGUCGGCGUAAAAAAUUCAGGAAUGUGGACUACCUCAUCAAUGGAAUGUACACUUAACUGACUGCAUGAUUAAUAGUGUGUGCUUGAUAAUUACUACUUUUGCUUUUGUGUUUUAUUGUACAUCGUAGUAAUUAUGUGACUUAUGAAAAUAGCUUUAUUAAACGC